Molecule: messenger RNA, 288 nt
Organism: Effrenium voratum
Lineage: Eukaryota; Dinophyceae; Suessiales; Symbiodiniaceae
Source: the annotation of a GenBank genome assembly
AUGCGCCUCGAAUCCGGGGGUACGACUGCAGGCCGGCGCUUGAGGGAGCAGGAGCUCCGCGAGUCCCUGGAGGAGCAGAAGAAGGCCCCCUUCGGCGACGUGGACCUGGAAGUUCUCAUCUCUUGCCUGGUGAAGAGUGAGCUGGAUGGGAUGGAGGAUAUAGCUCAGCAGGCCAAGGAGAUGUGCCAGCAGAGGUUGGCAGAGGCGAGCGCGGCCGCGCGAGAUGGCGACCGGGACCAGGCAGAGAGGUUCCUUUUGCAGAGUUCCCAGAUCGAGGGCGCCAUGUAA